GCAGGGCUCUGGCAGUGUGAUGCGUCUCCUCAGCUGUGUACUGCUGCUGGCCUGCUGCUUCAGCAGAGUGGCCGGCAGGCCGCACCUGAGCCAGGGGGAGAGGAGCUUGUGGCUGGAGGCCGUCAAGAAGGGAAUCCUGGAAUCUCUGGGGAUGGACGGACCACCAGCGUCCCAUGUGAAACCUCGGCAGGAAGAGCUGAGGAGGAUGUAUUUCCUGUACGAGAGGGAACUUCAGGAGCUACACCGGAACCACAGUCAGGCUGCAGGGACCCAGCGCCCCACAGUUAACAGAGCCUCCACAGUACUCUUACCAGCUCAGGUUCAAUACCUCGAAACCCAGCGAUUCAGGGCCAUCUUCCACAAGACACAUCUCAUCAGGAAGGAGCUUAUUCUGGUGCAGGCCAAGCUGAAACUCUGUGGACAUUUUCUGGACAAACACCGGUCGGGUCAGCCUGUGCCUCGGCAAGAGGUCCAAGUCAAAAUACAUCAGAUAAUUAACAAAACUGCCCAAGAGCCAUUGAAGAAUGAUGGCCUUGUUUUGACAAAAGUCUUAGAUUCUAACAGCUUGACUCUAGAUAUUCACCCCACUGUUGAAAUCUGGAGAGCAAGUAUGGAGGAGCCUCUGGUGCUAGAAGUAGAGUUUGUUACAGGAAGAGAGAAGCAUCCAGAGGGUACCCCUGAGCUGGUCUUGGAAAUGGAAGUGACUGAACCUGUGUUGGAAAAGAGGAGGAAACGGAGGCGGGCGCCUGUCAAAGACGACUGCGAGGGGGAGGACAGGUGCUGCCGGAAGUCCCUGAGCGUCUCUUUCAAGGACAUUGGUUGGUCAGAUUGGGUGGUGGCCCCUGAGGGCUACACCAUGUACUUCUGCGACGGCUCGUGUCCCAGCAACUACAGGCCGGCCAGCAUGCACACCCAGGUCAAGUCGCGCUUGCACCGCAUGACUAAGGGAGCCACGCCCCGACCCUGCUGUGUGCCGGCCUCCUACGAGCCCAUGGUGAUCAUGCACUACGACAGCCAGGGGAAGCUCACGUUCACCACGUUCAAUGACAUGAUUGUCAGCAGCUGCCACUGCGCCUGAUACACCAUUGCCAAGGACAAAAACAACAAAACAAUGGCAAAUUUUUUUACACUGAAAAGAUUGAAAACAUUUGAAACCAGAGUAAAAAUUAUUAAUAACCUCGAACCUGGAACCUGAAUUAAAUAAUAUGCAGCUAAAAGCAGUUUGUGCACCUAUUACGUUGUUACUCAUGCUCAGGUUUUGCUUACUUCACUGCCUACUGCAGUACUGUACCUCAAAAGUGCUUUGUUUAUGUGUGAAUCAUUUUUAAGUCAAACAAAUUCAUUUUUUUUGUAUUUUGAAUUACAUAUUGUGUGAAAUACAGUAGUGAAUAAGACAGCGAAUCCGAUUUGUAUUCUGAUUCCUUAAAAAAAUACAUACAUGAAACGUACAUUUUUAAAAGUUAUUGGAUAUUUAUUGAAAGAUGUAUGUUGGCGUUAUUUAUUGAUUCUGUCUGUUUUCAAGGAUGUACCAUGUGUAUUUUAAAUGAAGCAUUGAGCUAUUCAUAUUGAAUAAAGCCUUAUAUUCUUUAAAAAAAUGACAAAAUCCAGUUUAAAUCUUCUUUUAAAACAUUUUUAGGAAAGAAAUAUUUAAA
Anguilla anguilla (European eel) is the source of this 1652-nucleotide messenger RNA. Its product is annotated as inhibin beta B chain. Gene Ontology annotation, cellular component: extracellular region. Gene Ontology annotation, molecular function: growth factor activity; cytokine activity. The record is from RefSeq and is a predicted model, not a curated record. Gene Ontology annotation, biological process: SMAD protein signal transduction. The coding region runs from base 20 to 1078 and encodes 352 amino acids. NCBI's taxonomy places the organism in Eukaryota, Metazoa, Chordata, Actinopteri, Anguilliformes, Anguillidae. The transcript is spliced from 2 exons.